Melampsora larici-populina 98AG31 is the source of this 1629-nucleotide messenger RNA. RefSeq lists its product as uncharacterized. The record is from RefSeq and is a predicted model, not a curated record. The transcript has 2 exons. NCBI's taxonomy places the organism in Eukaryota, Fungi, Basidiomycota, Pucciniomycetes, Pucciniales, Melampsoraceae. Bases 1 to 1629 code for a protein of 542 amino acids.
AUGAGGUCAUCAACCAAUUCAUCAUCAACUUCAAAAUCAUCUCAUCAUACUUUACUUUCAAUCGAUCAACAAUCUCAUCAUCAACACUCAAAUCAUCAUGAAUUCAAUAAUGACCAUGAUCGAACUAACUUCAAAUCACAUCCAUAUAAACCUAUUAGAGAUUGGCUAAGAAGAGCACGUAGGAAAUCAUCAUUCAAAUUACCUGCUCUUAUCACUGCUUUACUCACUACUUUGGCUUUCUCAAUUUGGUGGAUUAGAAUACCAUCAUCAACUUGGAGGAGACCUAGGUUUUCAUUUGGUGUAGAUCAUCAAUCAUCAAGUUCAAUCGAAUCCUUAACCACCACCACCACAAAAUCAUCAAGGAAUUGGCCACUGUUUACCCUCCUCAUCGCACCUCAUCCUGGUAGACCAAUUCAAAUCAACCUAGACAUCAUACUAAAAUCAAUACCAUCACAAACUGCUCAUCUACAGCUUCAUUCCAUCACAUUGAUUUGCACAUCGCCAUCCUCUUGUCCAUCUACAAUACCAUCUCAAGUUCAAAAACUCACCAAUCUCAACUCAUUCUAUCCACACCCAGAUUCAAAAGCGGUCCUCUUGAUCGAAUCAGAACUUGGAUUAUCAGACCUCAAUCCUGAUUGGAUCUCUAAUGCUCUUGAUUUAUUAUUCCUGGAUCCUCAAAAACCAAGAUCAGAUCAGAUCAUCAGUGCAACGGGACUGAUCCGAUCUCAUCAUCAUCACCUACCUACUCGAUUAGAGUGUAUAGUAGGAGAUGCUCAAACCAUCACUCGAGUCGAAUUACCCUUGACACCGAUCCUCAUCAAAUCUCAACCUUGGUCUAGGCUCACUGAUUACUCUGAAGAUGAUUGGUUAGCUAGCUCUGGGUUGCCUUCUUUGAGACUCAGCCUUGAUCUCUUUGAACGUCAAUUACCUAGCUUUGUGAUGCCUACAAUGGAUUCAUCAGCCAUUUGGAAAUCGUGUGAGAGAGGAUUAGGCGAAUUGAGGGCUUCAGCUAUUGGACCUGGUUUAGAGGCUCAAUUAGUCCAACAUUUAGAUGACACAUUACAUUUCGAAGAUGAACGGAGACAGUCCGAUCAAAGUGGUGAAGGCAGAUUGUGUGUGCUUUUAGAAGAGCUUAAUCAAUUGGAAGAAGGCUUAGGAUGGGACUCGAUCAUUUGUAAUUUCUUAGAAAGAGGUGUUAGUCUAGAUGUUCUAGUGAUGGUAGAUAGAUUAGAUGAAAGAUCAGAAGUCAAACAACGAAUGAAAUUUUUAAAAUGUGUGACAGAUAUUGAAAUCAUGACUAGGACCACAAGUAAGACUAGAAUCGAAUCGGAAUCAAGAUGGCAUCAAUUUUUCGUUUCAAGAAAUUAUUCUGUUUUAAUCUAUCCUAAAAACUCAAUGGAUCCAAUUGCUAAAUAUGUACUUGAACAUCAACUUGGAACAGAUUUCGGUCAGUUUAAAGAUGAAGAUGAAGAUCAUCAAGUCAAGAGAUUGGUGGCGAUUGGUUUACCAAGUGGAUCUGUAAAAGGAGCGGAUUGGAUCACUGGUCUUGAAUUACAUGCUUUACGAAGUUCAGUGUUUUUUGAAAUCUUCGACUCUCUUUCAUCAUUUAUUCAUACUCUUAUUGAAUAA